UCGGCCGGAGGUGUUGGGGGGGACCAGUCGCAGGCCACAGCCAAUGGGCGCCAGUGGGCCGGGCAGGCCCUGGCCGGUCGCCUAGGCGAUCUGCCCGCGGUCCCCCUCCACCCCCAGCCCGGGCUUCGCGCUCCGGUGCGGGCUGGAGUGGAUCGCCGCAUCCGAGUGUAGCCGAGGCGGGAUGAGCACCUGGAGCCUCCGGCGGAGGCCGGGCCGCACACUCGGACUCCUGCUGCUGGUCGUCUUGAGCUUCCUGGUGCUCCGCAGCACAAGUGUCUUCAUGUUGAGCGUUGUGUUUGUCUUGUUCCUGACUGCGUCAGCUUGCCCUUCCCCUGCAGCCUGGUCCAGCUCUGUGAGUGAUGCUGAAGAAAGACUCCUUCCAAGGUUGGACUGGAGCACCCUGAUGGGGCUUCAACAUCGGCGAUUAGGGCUGCAGGCCAAAGGCCAAAACUUUAUGCUGGAGGACACAACCUUCUGGAUCUUCGGGGGCUCCAUACACUAUUUCCGUGUGCCCAGGGACUAUUGGAGGGACCGCUUGCUCAAGAUGAAAGCCUGUGGCUUGAAUACCCUCACCACCUAUGUCCCAUGGAACCUCCAUGAGCCAGAAAGAGGCAAAUUCGACUUCUCUGGGAACCUGGACCUGGAGGCUUUUGUCCGGCUGGCUGCUGAGAUUGGGCUGUGGGUGAUUCUGCGCCCAGGCCCAUACAUCUGUGCUGAGAUCGACCUCGGGGGCCUGCCCAGUUGGCUGCUCCAAGACCCUGGCAUGAAGCUGAGAACAACUUACCAGGGCUUCACUGAGGCUGUGGACCUUUAUUUUGAUCACCUGAUGUCCCGUGUGGUGCCACUGCAGUACAAGCACGGGGGGCCCAUUAUUGCUGUGCAGGUGGAGAAUGAAUAUGGUUCCUACAACAGAGACCCUGCUUACAUGCCUUACAUCAAGAAGGCCUUGGAGGACCGUGGAAUCAUAGAACUACUUUUGACCUCAGACAACAAGGAUGGCCUGCAGAAGGGAGUGGUCCAUGGAGUGCUGGCCACCAUCAACCUGCAGUCCCAACAGGAGCUACAGUCACUGACCACCUCUCUCUUAAGUAUCCAGGGGAAUCAGCCCAAGAUGGUGAUGGAGUACUGGACAGGGUGGUUUGAUUCAUGGGGAAGCCCACACAAUAUCUUGGAUUCUUCUGAGGUUCUGGAAACAGUGUCUGCCAUCACCAAUGCCGGCGCCUCCAUCAACCUCUACAUGUUCCAUGGAGGCACCAAUUUUGGCUUCAUAAAUGGAGCCAUGCAUUUCAAUGAGUAUAAGUCUGAUGUCACCAGCUAUGACUAUGAUGCAGUGCUCACGGAGGCUGGUGAUUACACAGCCAAGUAUGGCAAGCUUCGAGACUUCUUUGGCUCCCUCUCAGGUACCCCUCUCUCUCCCCCACCUGACCUUCUCCCCAAGAUGGCCUAUGAGCCAAUGGAACCAUUUCUCUACCUGUCGUUGUGGGAUGCCCUCAAGUACAUGGGGAAGCCCAUCAAGUCGGAAAAACCCAUCAACAUGGAGAACCUUCCAGUAAACAACGGGAAUGGACAAGCCUUUGGGUACACUCUGUAUGAGACCACCAUCACUUCAUCAGGCAUCCUCCGUGGCUGUGUGCGUGACCGGGGCCAGGUAUUUGUGAACACAGUGUCCAUAGGAUUCUUGGACUAUAAAACAACAGAGAUUGUUAUCCCCUUGAUCCAGGGUUAUACUGUGUUGAGGAUCUUGGUGGAGAACCGUGGGCGAGUCAACUACGGGAAUAAUAUUGAUGAUCAGCGCAAAGGUUUGAUUGGAAAUCUCUUUCUAAAUAACUUUCCCCUGAAAAACUUCAAAAUCUACAGCCUGGAUAUGAAAAAGAGCUUCUUUCAGAGGUUCGGCACUGAUGCGUGGAGUACUGUCCCUGAAGCACCUACGUUCCCGGCUUUCUUCUUGGGUUCCCUGUCCGUUGUCCCUUCCCCUUCUGACACAUUUCUGAAGCUGGAGGGUUGGGAGAAGGGGGUUGUGGUGGUCAAUGGCCAGAUCCUUGGACGAUACUGGAACAUCGGACCCCAGGAGACUCUCUACCUCCCAGGGGCCUGGCUGAACUCAGGAGCCAACCAGGUCAUUGUUUUCGAGGAGACUGUAGCAGGUCCUAUGGUGCAGUCCACUGAUACCCCUCACCUGGGGAGGAACCAGUAUAUUCACUGAGCAGCACCCCAUGCUUCCUGCCUGGACUUGCUGCCUCCAUCUCCCUGCAGGAGUCUCCUUAAGAAGCAACCUUAGAGAAUUGAGGGUCACAGACUGCCCUUGGUCUGAAACCCUACACCUGGGGGCCCUGAGGAGCACGGUGGAAUGGCACAGGGACUCCCUCUUCCUAGCUGGCUUCUCAGCCUGGCUUUGUGGCUGGUGCCUUACACUUCCUUGCCCCCAUGGGAGAGGCCUCAGGGACAUCUCUGAGAGCUGGGAGUGUUUAGUCAGAUAUAAGUGAUGAGUGCUGGGCCCCCAAACAAGGUGCUGAAGCUGGGGCAUCACCCCUGCUCCAGAGUUAGAGCCCUGCUGAUCAGUCUGCUGGAAACAGGUAUGCUUUCAAUGUCCAGGGUUGUGGCAGCCUCCUACAUGGCCCUUUUGUGUUCCUGAGGCUGUAGGUUUGCCGCCAUUUGUAGAGGAUAGGGAAGGUGUCUCACCUGAGUCAACUUUGUUUUCUCUUCAGCACCCUCCAUGAGCUGCCUCCACUGGAGAAACAAUGUCCUCUCUUUUUCAUUCCUACAAUCUCUGCAUCUGAUAGGAUGACAAACUAAGCUUAAGAGAAACAGAAGUACCCACUCACUCUCCUAAAUCAGAAAACAUUUCCAGUUGUUCUCAAUGAGAAGAGUCCUUUGAAGAGAAAUGUGGAUCCUAGCAGAAAGUACACCCCACAUCUGGCUUCCAGGGUGGGAAAGGUGGAGGUCCAGUUAGGUGGCUUCGGGCAUGUAGCCCGCAGAGAAUGUCGAGGUAGCCAGAAGGUGCAUAGAUCUAGCCUAGGCAUUGUCCUUAGCUUCGUAUAUCCCCUGCCCUUCAUGACUAGGCAGCAGGAGGUAAGGUAGCUUUUCUGCGCAGCCGUCUCCAUGUCCAGAUUGGAGGCUCUUUCUCUCAGAUCAAGUCCAAUGGUUUGGCUCAGGUUCACUGUCCUGAAUUGCAAUAAAGCAAUAGAGAUGAACCAAA
Messenger RNA from Chinchilla lanigera (long-tailed chinchilla), 3196 nucleotides. Its product is annotated as beta-galactosidase-1-like protein 2. Gene Ontology annotation, cellular component: vacuole. Bases 182 to 2203 code for a protein of 673 amino acids. NCBI's taxonomy places the organism in Eukaryota, Metazoa, Chordata, Mammalia, Rodentia, Chinchillidae. Gene Ontology annotation, biological process: carbohydrate metabolic process. The record is from RefSeq and is a predicted model, not a curated record. Gene Ontology annotation, molecular function: beta-galactosidase activity. The transcript has 20 exons.